CUUGGACAACCGCAUAAACAUGAUUCCUCGGAGCUCCUCGCGGAUUUCUGGAAUCGGCGCUGGGUCCCCCUGCAGGCCCUGGCGGCGACUCCGGCGCCGCCCCUGGCGCCCAGCCAGCGGGGUCCGGCGCCGGUCCGAGAAAUCCGCGCGGACCUCCGAAAAAUAUGUUCGUGCAGUUUUGGUUGCCUCUCUGGGCAUGCCAAGCAACUCGAUGAGCCCCACUCGACGGGUUCGGUUCAGUCGCCCUGGCGCGAUCGGCGUUCGCCUGUGCGCGCGGCUGUUUCGUGUUCUUGGCUCGGCCUGCUUUGGCGGCUCUCCCGGCUCGACCGGGCCUCGGCCGCCCGUUCGAGCUUAGACGCUCUCGGUGGGGUCCGCCCGGGCCGAUCUGUUGGGCCACCUCCCGCGGGGGCGGCUCGACCGAGUGAGUGCCCGGCACAGGCAGGUUCCUUGCGAGUCCCGGCGGUCGCCCGCGAUGCUGGCGCGCGACGGCGAGGACCCCGGCGAGACGAAGCAGAUCGAGGGCCUGCAAGAGGAGAUCAAUCAAGAACCUCCAGGCGACCCUCGGCAGGAGCAGGGACAAGCUCCUGAAGCUGCGCAAGAAGAGCCAGGAGCAGGAUGCGAGGCUACAGAACUGCACCGAGGAUAUCGAGUCGCUGGAGAAGGAGAGGGAGAGGGCCGGGCGGACCAAGGAGUCGACGACGCACAAGGGCGAGGCGCAGAUGGACCAAGAAGUGAGUCGGACAGUCAAGGAAUUACUCCAGAAGCGAGUCCCCGCCCUGGGUGCUGAUAAGACGGUCGGGUCUGCCGACAGCGACGACGAGAUUGGUGGUGACGAGCAGGUAGACCUGGCCACAUGUGGUGAUAGCACCAAAGAGCACGACACGGUUGUGGUCACCUACCGGAUGCAGACGGGCCUUCACGACGAGGGAGAUGAUAGGGACGCUUACAAGGCCACGUUUCGCAUCGACAGCGAGACAACAGUGCUGGGGCUCCAUAAGGACGUCUGCAAGUACUGGGGCUGCUCCCACGCCGAGCAUGCGCUGGUGAAGUACCAGCGCGACAAGGACAAGGGCUUGGAGGUGAAGAUCAUUUGGGCAAGCGAUUUAUACAAGUGGAACAUCUGGAAGCACACUGAAAAUGACAUUUGGAGUGCACCAGAUUCUGACAAGUCUGACAAGCCUAAAUGUAGUAUCACCGAAGACACCAAGCUGGUUGGAUUUGGCAGUAACAGCAUUUUGCCAAAGGGCGAAAAGGCACAGCUCUCUUUGAUCCAAAGAAAGGCGUUCGACAUCACCAAGAGUAUGCUGUCAGGUCAGGACCUCUCUGAUGACGACGACCUUCAGGACAACACAACUUUGUUCACAGCAUCGAAAAAGCAUGGCGUCAAAUCUGAGCAGAUGGAAGAACCUCACGUGGCUCUUCUCGAACCUUGGCCUGGACUUUACCAUCUGUUGAAGGAGCGUGACGAGAGUUACGAGUACAGGCAGCCGUGGCGCAGAUCCAGGUUAAUGGACUUCGUGUGCUACGGCCUGCUCCUCAUACUCUCAGUCUCGUGCCUGACCUUUCGCAAUGCCCGUGAUGCCUGGGAGCUGCGUCGCGGCGUCAGCGAGACGCUGGUGUACGGGAUCGCCGGCGAGACUUCGAACGCGACCACGGGUCCCUUCACUUCCAUCGGAGCACACGAUGAGAUUUGGUCAUGGCUGUCAGGCACUUUCCAUUACCAGCUUUUCAAUGAGAACUCAACGCUGCGGCAGCACUACGUGCCUGUGGGCUAUCUGAGAUUGCGGCAGCACCGGGUCAAGCCGAGAGAUUGCGGCCACGAUGAGGUGCUCAUGAGCCUGAAGCCGACAACGUGCUACCACGUUCUGGUGGACAGCCAGUCCGAGGAGACGAGUGAUCUCGUGAUCAAUUCGAGUUGGCUGUCCGCGCCUCGAGAGCCCAAUCCUUUGAAAUUCGGCAGCGCCCCUGUGAGCGCACAGCCUACGUAUGGUAGGCUCCAGUCAGCUUACUACGGGUCAGGUUAUAUGAUUGAUUACGACUUGGCGAGAGUUGUCUCAGGCGCUCUAGACACACAAGUCCUUCUUAAUACAGGUGAAAUGUUUCUAAACGACUUGGACCACAUCAGAGACGAGUGGAUCAGCAAGGCAACCCGAGCGCUGGAAGUGGAGGCAACUCUCGCUAAUUACGACUUGGGUGGAUAUGUCGGUGUGCAUUUCGUUAUCGAGUACUCAGCAGGUGGCGCAGUGACCACAACGAAUUGGAUAAAACCGUUUUUCUUGCAUACCAAUUGGACCGACCAGACUGCCCAUGUUCUGGACUGGAUACGUUGUAUUAUCGGCGCCGCCUACAUAAGCUUGGUGGCCCUUUAUUACCAUCUCCACGACAAGGUUAAGUGCGACCAGGCAGCGAUUGGGGCAAGCGGCUACGACAAAAAAAGGAAACCUCAAAGUGGAUUCCGAUACGUGCUCAGUUUUUAUGGUAUUCUUGAUGCGUGUAUUGUUGGCACUGUGGUUGCAACUGUUUACAUGAGAGGCAAGCCUGCCCCGGAUGAGCCGAGUGAGCUCACGACAUAUUAUUCGUACACGUUCGAAGCAGAUAAGCAGGAACAUUUGGCUGUAGCCGAGUCUGCAAUUCUCGCGCUGGUAACUUGUAGGCUGGUAUCUUUCAUGCAAAUGGAUGCUUCCAUCUACCGUUUCUACAAGGUGGUAAGACGAUGUAUCAAUCUGUUCCCGCAUUUUCUUGGUGCGUUCUUGCCCGUGUAUUUUGCGACAGUCUUCAUAGGUAAUGCCAUAUGGAGCUCACAAAUAUGGGGAUUCAGCACCUGGUCGGGGUCGUUCUUGAUGACAUUCAUGACGUACCAGCAGGCCGUUGACGUGUUCGAGCUCAACGACGCCAGUCACAACGAGACGAUACCGUUCGUUCUGUUGUGUUUUAUGACGAUGCAGGUGCUCUUGGUGAGCCUGUUCCUCGCGAUUACUGUCUACGCUUACUUCGAAGUGGAGAUCCUCGACGGUGCCAAUCCCAUCGUCGAGUCGUGGGACCGGGAGAAGUGGCUGGACUGGGCGCUGUGGCCCGGCCUGUUUCAGAAGUUCUGUCCUGGCGGCAGGGUGGGCGCCAGCUGGCGUGAGGGCCCAGUCGAGGACGAGGAGGACGACAGGGAAGGCGACGAUGCCGAAGAUGAGGAUCCGGGUGACCCCGGCAGGACCGAUGAGCGAACACGGAGCAGAAGUGCGCCGUGAUGGUUCUGUGAGGCCGUGCUUGCCGCGUGCAGCUCGGGCAGCUCGGGACGCCGGGGGCGGUGGCCCCGCGUCGCCAGCACAUCCGUGUGGGUGGCCGGUCUCGCCGCGCCCCCUCCCCCCCCUGCUGGCCGGCACUGCCAAGCGGCGCAGCCCGCGGCAGCGCCUCGUCCAUGCCGCAGCCUCUCGGAAUGAUUCUCCCUGCGCUUCGCUGGCGGCAGGACACUUGGGCAUCCAUUCGAGCCUGCGGGCUCGUCCAUGUAGUCACGUUUCAUUCAUUCCUGUACCCGGUGGGGGCUUCUGCAGAGGAGAAGGAGAAGGAAUAGGGGAAAUAGAGAGGUCGGCGGAUUAUUGAAAAAUAAUCAUUGUUGAUCCCCCCCCCUCCGGUGCACAUUGUUCUGGCGGAUACCCGCGGGGUGUGCUGGCAGGCAUCCAGACGUUUCCCUUGGUCCGUACGGCAGGGCCGGCCUCAGCGCGCGCCAGCCAAAGGCUGAAAGCGCGAAGGAGGAGGGGGUGGUGUAUGCGCCCCAAA
Molecule: messenger RNA, 3768 nt
Organism: Prorocentrum cordatum
Lineage: Eukaryota; Dinophyceae; Prorocentrales; Prorocentraceae
Source: the annotation of a GenBank genome assembly